CAAAGCUGUCAUAUGAAUAUAAACGCCAAUGGCUACAUUUUAAUUAUAUUUGUACUUGGUCAAAGAAAUAGAAAUUAAUUAUUUUAUUAUAUUUAAGGAUUUCGCGUGGUGAUUUUCGUUGUGUUUACAACUUAAUUAUAUAAAUAUGGUAAAUUUGUGAUGACUUAAUUACGUUUGUUUAUAUAUUUUUUUACGUGUCCAUAAAAAUCUUCGAAAAUGGAUGGUAUCGGCAACGAAAUUGGCCUUAAGAUGCGGUCCGCAAUCAAGGCCAAGCUGACUGAACUGGGCUGUUAUGUUGAUGAUGAGCUUCCUGAUUAUGUGAUGGUGAUGGUGGCAAACAAACGUACUAGAGCCCAGAUGGAGGAUGACUUGCAAUUAUUCCUCGGAGAUAACACUGAAAUGUUUGUUAAUUGGUUACACCAAGUGCUUAAGAAACUUCAAGAAGUCACCGUGACUCCAUUAAAGGCUGAGCUUGAGAAAAAAAAGGAACGGUCAGGGUCCAAAGACAGAAAAGACAAAGACAAAAAAGACAAAGUAAAAUUAAAAAAGGGUGAAUCUUCAAAAAAGUCAAAGAAAAAAGAAAAAGAAAAGGCGCGUAAGAAAGAAGAAAAGAAAUCCAGUAAAAGUAAGAAAAAGAGCAAACAUGAGAUGAUUCGUCCAAAUAUUCCACCAUUACUCAUGAAUAUAGAGAAAGAUUCUGAACCAUCUAUUACAGACGUAUUUGCUGGUCAGAUUUUGAAGAAUCAUGGAAUAAAUCUCGAGUCAUAUAAAGAUGAUUUAAAAGUAACUGAGACAAAAACAGCUUUAAAGGAAAUAAAGCGGCCCAUAGUGCCUAUUAUUGAUCCGGCAACCAUAUCUUCACAGUCUGAAGAUACUACACAGUCAGAAGAUAAUGACAAAAAUACAGAUAACAUUAUUAAUAAUGCUCCUAAACCAAAUAAUGAAGAUAAUAUUCAGGAAAUGAAUAAGAUAGAGGCAAAAAUACAAGGCUUGAGACAAAAAUUGGUUGAGCAGUUAGACUCCAUGUCAGACGAUGAGGAUUUUUUGAAUAUUAGAACUGAAGCUGAAGAACUUAUGAAUGAUUUCGCCGAAGAUGUUUUACAGGAAAUAUCUCAGCCACCGCCGGUUACCCCCCCAUUAAGUACUAAUAAAACACUCUAUCCCAUCCAAAAACCCAUACCAGAGAUCCAAAAACCAAAGGACACAGAUAAAGAACCAGAAACCCUGCCCCAGAUAGAAUUGAAUCUACCUAAAAGACCGAUCCGCGAGAGAUUGGGUGCACGUGAUGUACCAGUUCAGGAAGUCAAAGAAAAAGAAUCGACAAAAAAAGCAGAGAGUCCUGAAAGAUUUACACCCGAAAAGGAUAUUGAAUCUCGACCAAAGCCCAGAUCUUCAAGGAGAAUAGGAAGCCAGAGUGACUCACAAAAGAAACCCUCAGUGUCUGAGGAAAACCAUGAAAAAGAGCCCACAUCGAAGAGACUCACUUCAAAGGUGUCGGCGCUGGGCCGGCGCGGCGCGUCCGUGGGGCGCGUGCGGCCGCGGCCCCGCGUGGGCGCGCCCGCCUCCAGCCUGCUGCUGCGGGCCGUCGCCGACGCGCACAAGAGCCUGCUCAACAUCCCGCCGAAAAUAGAACACGGGUCGCAGAAGAUAAAGCGUGCGCUGGUGCUGCCGAUGCGGCGUUGUAUGGAAAAUCAGAAAAUUGUCAUACAAGUGCCCGGUGACACACACUCGGACAGUCGGGGAGAUGCUGUUAGCUUGCGCGAUAUAGACAACGAAGGAGACAACAUGAGCUCAAAAAACACAAAGGAGGAUGAAUUUGUACCGCAGUCUAUAACUAAAGUAAUACACAACGUUAAUAAUAAGGGGAAAAGACCGUCGAGCCGUCUAGACGACAAUAUCAUGGAUACUAUCACAAUUCAUAACACCACAGUUGAUAAAGACAAAGGUACCCAAUUCAUAGUCACAAUGGAUGGCUAUCAUCCGAAUGCAUUCCUUGCAAAGAAACUUCUGACGGAAGGCAUCCUAGAUGAAGACGACGCAAAAGAAACCGGGAAACCAGAACAGAAGGCAACACAAAAACAAACCAAAGAUGCUGGCAUCGAAACAGAAAACAAUAAAGAAACGGGAACUUCGAUUAGUCUUUUAAAAAAAAGGUUAAGUAAUACGAGCGAAGAAAGCAACACUCAAGUCAUUAUCAAACAAGAUCACGACUUAAUUGAAAUGAGAAAAAGCCCAGAGGAAAUAGAAUCUGUAAACAAACUUGAUGACUCCCCUCCGGUUAAAAAACGAAAAGCUUCACCAAUAAUAUUUGACGUUGAUAAGAAAGAGAAAGAUAGAGUGAGAGAGAGAACGGUCAGUGCUAGCAGCGAUAGUCACGUGACCUUGACUUCAACUUCUAAUACCCAUAAAUACGACGACUUGCCUCCAUUGAGCCAAGCGGAGCGCAAGGCGGUGUGGUGCCGCUCGUUCCCGCUGUGCCGCUUCGGCCCGUCGUGCGCGUUCCAGCACCCGCGCUGCAAGUUCGCGGCGGCGUGCACGCGGCGCGGCUGCUGCUACUCGCACGCGCCGCCCGCCGAGCCGCCCGCCGAGCCGCUCGCCACCGCGGCGCCGCUACUCGCAUCCCACGUAGUACCAGCAGCGAAUUACAAGUCAAUAUCCGCGGUGGUGCCACCCAGUAUGUGCAGGUUCUACCCAAACUGCGUCAACCCCACCUGCCACUAUUACCACCCUAAACCAUGCAGAUUCGGCAAGGCCUGCACAAAUAAACUUGAGUGUAAUUUCUAUCAUAAUGAUGUUCCAUCAAAAUGGAAAUAUUCUGUUUAAUAAUAUAAAAUAUAUUUAGUGGA
This is a messenger RNA of Nymphalis io (European peacock), 2846 nucleotides long. RefSeq names its product zinc finger CCCH domain-containing protein 14 (gene Nab2). Gene Ontology annotation, molecular function: poly(A) binding. The record is from RefSeq and is a predicted model, not a curated record. Lineage: Eukaryota; Metazoa; Arthropoda; Insecta; Lepidoptera; Nymphalidae. The transcript has 12 exons. Gene Ontology annotation, cellular component: cytoplasm; nucleus. Gene Ontology annotation, biological process: regulation of mRNA stability. The coding region runs from base 217 to 2823 and encodes 868 amino acids.